AUGAUGAGAGGUGACGAUGAUUAUGACUAUCUCUUUAAAAUAGUUCUUAUAGGAGACUCAGGCGUCGGGAAGUCCAACCUACUCUCACGAUUUACCAAAAACGAGUUCAAUUUAGAGUCGAAGACCACAAUAGGAGUCGAAUUUGCCCAAAAAAGUGUCAUAAUAGAUGAGAAGACUAUCAAAGCCCAAAUUUGGGAUACAGCAGGCCAAGAGCGUUAUCGAGCGAUCACAUCUGCCUAUUAUCGUGGCGCAGUUGGUGCUCUAUUAGUUUAUGAUGUCUGCAAGCCAACUUCUUUCGAAAAUGUUGAAAGAUGGCUUAAAGAGCUCAAAGAUCAUGCAGAUUCUCAAACUGUAGUAAUGCUAGUUGGCAAUAAAACAGACUUAAAACAUCUUAGAGCUGUUAGGACCGAAGAAGGGGCAGGGUAUUCACAGAAGCAUAAUUUAGCUUUUAUUGAGACCUCAGCUAUGGAUGCGAGUAAUGUAAAUUUGGCUUUUGAGAGAAUUUUGAAUGAAAUUUAUCAAUUGACCAUCAGAAACGUAAUUGGGAUUAAAAAGACCUUACAAAGCUCUAUUGGUCCAACUAGACGCAUCGACAUAAAUGAAGAAAAAGUUUCUUUUGGAAGAACACCUAGAGUAGAAGCCAAAUGCUGCCAAUAA
Molecule: messenger RNA, 657 nt
Organism: Blepharisma stoltei
Lineage: Eukaryota; Ciliophora; Heterotrichea; Heterotrichida; Blepharismidae
Source: the annotation of a GenBank genome assembly